GUUGUGUCAAUGUCAAUCAGUGAAAUACUGCAAACAUUUUUAUAAACAUUUAAUACAAAAUGGUAAUCAGGGAUGUAACAUGUUUAAUGUUAAUUAUUGGUAUAAAUUACGCCAGAUUGACCACGGCUUUUGUAACAGAUCAGUGUAUAAGCGUAUGUAAAAAUGUAAAAUUACCUACACUAGAUUUGGAUUUCUACGAACAAGUAGUUUGUCAGAGAGGUUGCAGGUUUUUUAAUAUUAUAAAGUUUAAGGAUGUACCUAAUGUUAACCGAACAAAAAAAGAAUGCCAUUUAUCUUGUGGAGAUUCUUAUAUAGUGAAAAAAGAGAAAGAUGUAUGUCAAACAGGAUGUAAUUUAAUGGCAAAAGAACAAGAGACUUUUAUUUCAUCAUUCCUGAUUGAAACUGAAAAUAGUAUUGUUUUGGCAAGCCCGGAUCGAGAUAUAGAGUUAGAUAUCCUCUCAGAUCCGAGUAUUAGAAGCCAAUUGGAAAUAGGAUUCAAUAUUGAUUACAAGAUUCCAGCAACUAACAUCAGAACUAUGCCCAUAGAAAUUGAAGAAGAAUUCAAAGUAAACGAGAGGGAUUGGUUAGAUUGUGCUUCAAAAAAUUCGGGGAUACCAAGGUGGAUAUUAUUACUGGUUAUUUUAUCGUCAGUUUUGGUGGCAUUGUGGUUGAGCUUCACUUUGGAAAAGAGAAACAGUGUAGAUGAAGAAGUCCACGAGAUGGAUAUUCCUGAUGAAAAACUUAUUCUAACCAGUGAUGAAGUGAAAGAACAGAACAUUGUGGAAAUAUUUCCUGUAUAUUUGAAUGUAUCUGAGAAAGAAGCCCCCCCAAAAUAUACAGACCGAACCGAGGACGUCUAAUUGGUAAUUAAGAAUUUUUGAAUACAGUCAAUAUCAAGUGAAUGUUAUUUAUAUUUUUUCUCCAGAAAUUGUACAUGAAAUAAUCGGCAAUGUACAUUCAACAUUAUUUCUAUGGGAACUUGAUUAAUUUUUUAGUUAUUUCUGGUUCACUCUAUUUUUUGUAAUAAGAACUUACUCCAAAAAUUUUUUGCUGCAUUUCAGAUCCAUUAGGGGGUUAUGUUAAGGUGGGGGAAACAUUUUUUAAGGGGUGAUUGUGAGUGUGAGGCAAUCCAGCCAGAAAGGGUGAGCUGCAGAGCACCCCAGACAGGUAGCUCAAUUUGCAGUCAUUGCUGCUUGACUGGUAAACAGUCCGGGGUACGUAAUAGAUUGAUAGGUCAAAGUGUUAGCAAGGUAAAUUACCCAAUCGCUCAUCUAAUCUGAUUGAAAAUUCCAGUCUCUCUGCCUCUAAAUUCACUCAAAACUAUCCUCUAUGCAUAGAAACCACUUUACAAAUUUAAAUCACAAACAAAUGUUUGAGAAUCUCUCUCGAAAAUAGGCAUAAUUUAACAGCUAUAAAUAGGAGUUUAUGUUUGUUCAGACUACAAGGAUUUUUUGAAGCUAUGCUCUAAAAUAUCAUAUUCUGUAUUGUUUAUAACCUUCCAAGUUAUUUUUACAUAUUGUACGUUAUUGUUAGUCAGUUCUAGUAACCUUUUAUAGCCGAAUGACAAAUUUUCACUUUAAUGCAAUUUUAAAAAUUCUUUUUGUAUGCUAGAUUAUAACAUGUACAUAAUUAUUACCAAAUAUCUUGGCUGUUCUAUUUUAUACUUGAUCUCAGUCUUUUUUAAAGUGAUUAACGAUAACAGAAAAAAAUUUUGUUCAGUACUUCCGCAUACGCCAGGUUUAGAAUCGUAAAUACUCGCUAGUUUCGCGUUUUCGAGGUCGCAGAUUCCAUUUAUCGAGGUCCCAGAUGUCAGAAUUUACUACUUCCCUUUUUUCCUUUGUAUAUAUCUGAACCAUCUAGCUUUUACAUACUUUACUGUCUUAAACUCUCAUCUGGUUUUUUACUUCAUGGCUCCAUAAGACCUAGGAUUCUCUUCAGUAUUUUUCUUUCUAUUAAUUUCAGUUUUCCUUUGUUAAUUCCAUUGGGAAUUUUUAUUAAAAUUUCUAACUUCUAAUGUCUGGUAUUUCCAGUAUAGUUUAUAACUUGCAAAUUUCUCAUUUAUAUCUAUACUUCUUUUGUUUUUUUUUAUCUAUCAUGUUUCAAUUUUCAUGGUUCUGUAUGGUGCAGCAAUUAUGUCUCAAUUUCUAUCAAUACAAAAUGAUGUCCCCUGAACGGUUCCAGUAUAAUUUAAUAUUUAGAUUCUGACCCCAUUAAAGCUCUAGAUUUUCUACUCCAUCCACGAUUCCACAAAAUGGUUCAUGUCCUGUGGAGGGUUUAUCCUUAUCUUAUUCCAAGACAAUAUCUUAUUGAAGUAUAUUGAAUAAUUAGCAAUAGUAUAGGAGUAGAUCUAUAAACUGGUGUUUUUUAUCAUAUAUACGAAGUGUGACUAUUAAAAAACGAGACUAGUGACUAUUAUCACUAUAUAACUCCUCCUCUAACCCUACAUAGCUCCAUACGAAUCUUCCAUUCUUAGAAACAGUGCAGGAAGUCUUUUACUGUCACUUUCUUUAGGGCGAGCACAGCUUCAGCAGACUCAAAUCUUGUUACUUUUAGUGCAGUUUUGACCUUAGAAAAGAGGUAGAAGUCACACGGUACAAGAUCCGGCGAAUUAAUUGGGUAGUAUAAUACUGGGAUGAUGUACUUGACUAGAAACCUCUUGCCUGAAUGAGGCAUCAGUUUUGCACACACUUUUGGCAUGUUAAAUAUUCAUGUAAAAUUUACCGUACACAUUCCUAUAGAUUUAACAAUCCCUUGAAUAAGAUUACAGACUUUUUUGAUAUUUGUUUUCGUUUUUUACGUGUAAGGGUGACCCGAAUGCGAAUAAUUUUCAACAUCUUUGCCAUUUUUACGUCGAUAAUUUUUAAGGCAAAACAAAAGCAACGGCUACACUGAUUUGUCACUGAUUAAACAUCGUAUUCGAAUAGUAGACUUUCGGUUAAACAGCUGACAGUUGCUAACCUUUUACAAAGACAUGUGGCGCUACAGCUCAGGAUUUGGUCCUAUCUGGACAUAAAAUAUCACCUUCAAUACAAAUUAGCUUGUUGGGUGUUAAGAUUGGAGGAAAACGCCCUGGCAUAAUCACAUGGUUGGAUUAGCUGAGGCAAUAUCACAAAAACUUGGAACCCUCUUUAAGACCCAAAAGCUAUAUACCCCGUAACAGCUUCUAAUCCUCUACAAGACCAAGAUUCGACCAUCUUUGGAGUAUUGCUCGCAUAUUUGGAGCUUGAGGACGCUAGACUCAAUACAGAAAAGUGCAAUUCGACCCAGAAUUUACCAGAAACUUCCACAGAUUAGAGAGUAGAAGAAAUGUCGCUGAACUGACUUUAUUUUACCAAUACUACCACGACAGAUACUCUUCCUAGCUAUCCAGCAUAAGUGCAGCAGACUUGGUUCUUGAACACUGAGCUCGCCCAUAGACGUCCAGAAAAUCAAUUUAUCGGGACUCCUUUCUUUGGAGAAAUCCAUACCUGUGGAACUUGCUACCAAGGCACGUCUUUCCCGAGCACUACAAUCUAAAGAAGUGUAUGUCCACAAGGCAGUCACCACUCUAACUACUCGAGUGUAAUAAGGUUAAUUAACUUGAUACCCACACCUCAUACAGUACUUGAUAAAAAAUUUUUCUGUUAUUAUCGCUUUAGAAAAGGAAAAAUUGUACUGAAUGGUGUUGUUUGUUAUCGUGCUUGUUUUUAUAGGUAUCAUAUACUCACGUAAUUUUUUUUAAAUUAAUCUAUACUAGAUGUAAUGUUUACCACUAUGUGAUUAUUUGAUUCACCAAAAUAAUAAAUAAGCAAUGUGUAUGUUGUUCCAUUCUUAAUGAAAUAUUGAUUAAUGUACUGAAUGAUUUCUUCAAGAAGAUAAUUGUUGUAAACUUAGCCAUAAACAAUAAAAUGAAAAAGAAAA
Diorhabda sublineata is the source of this 3900-nucleotide messenger RNA. RefSeq names its product transmembrane protein 59-like. The coding region runs from base 60 to 860 and encodes 266 amino acids. The transcript has 4 exons. Lineage: Eukaryota; Metazoa; Arthropoda; Insecta; Coleoptera; Chrysomelidae. The record is from RefSeq and is a predicted model, not a curated record.